GUUUUUCUUUAUUUAUUAAAAAAAUCUAAAUUGUUAUUGACCGUCUUCGGUAUCUUGGUUGACCUUUGCUUGUUAUUCAGAGAGCCACAAGAUUGAUAAACUUUGGCUAAUUAGGAUAAUUGAUGAAAAAACGCAAUAUUUAAAAAAAUGAGUUUCAUUGUUUCCCGUCUUGCGGCUGUGCGUUCUGCAAGAAACGCUCUGGAUUCGGACUUUCACUCAUUCCACCACAAUCUCCGCACGAUAUCCUUGAACGCUGACCAGUUAGCGCCCAACAAAGAUAAAAGAAAAAUGGCUGGGAAAUUAACCGAAGAACAGCGCAAAAGCGACCUGGAACCACUGUUAAAAAAUGGCUGGACUGUGGUUAACAACAGGGAUGCAAUUUACAAGGAAUAUCUCUUCAAGAAUUUUAACGAGGCUUUUGGAUUCAUGACUCGUGUCGCCCUCUUGGCUGAAAAAAUGGACCACCACCCGGAAUGGUUCAAUGUUUACAAUAAAGUACAAGUCACGUUAUCUUCCCAUGAUGUCAACGGAUUAAGCAAUCGUGACGUCAAGCUGGCCAAUUUCAUGGAACAAGCCUCCAAAUUAUUUAAACAGUAAGAUUAUCGAAGCGAACUUUGAGCCAUGAAUAAGAGACCAAAUAGCGGAAUUUUGAUAAGUGUGGAUUCUUUUAUUGAUAUGUUUUUGUUGUCGUAAUCACAAUAAUAAUUAAUAAAUGUCUGAGCAGAA
Messenger RNA from Tribolium castaneum (red flour beetle), 726 nucleotides. It is a transcript of the gene Pcd, whose product is annotated as pterin-4a-carbinolamine dehydratase. Gene Ontology annotation, biological process: tetrahydrobiopterin biosynthetic process. The record is from RefSeq and is a predicted model, not a curated record. The transcript has 3 exons. Gene Ontology annotation, molecular function: 4-alpha-hydroxytetrahydrobiopterin dehydratase activity. Lineage: Eukaryota; Metazoa; Arthropoda; Insecta; Coleoptera; Tenebrionidae. The coding region runs from base 148 to 597 and encodes 149 amino acids.